ACGAACACGUUUUUGCCAAAUUAGGAUAGAUAGAUGCAUCACGUUUAGUGUAAAAAAAGAACAGGUGAAGCACGCGUAGCGUUCUUUGACGUGGAUGUCAGAAGAAAAUACCCGUUUUUAAUUGGCUGUAGCUGUCGCGUAUAAAACACAAAGACUCGUCGUAGUCCUUCUUAAUCCCUGCUGUAUAACCUCCGUCUGGAUUUGAACCACCUAGCCAAGACACAACACACUAGAUUCGGGUACGCUGGUUUAAUGCCAGCAUACCAGUCUAACAUUUUUAGUUUAGUUUAGUUUAGUUUUGGUUUAUUCUGUUAAGACCGCGAACUACUUUAAGCUCUGGAAAUAUGCAUUCAAAAGACAUUGAGGCGGCGUCCGCUACCAAGGCGGCAUCGGCGACAUCGACCCUGCUCAAGUGGAUUAUUAUCUCCAUAGUGAUAGCCGUGGUGGGGAUAGCGGGGGUGCUGGUGGGUCUGCACAUCUCUGGAAACCUCACUACAGUCAAGACUCCGCUAGAUGACGACUCUUUUCAGAUGGGAAGCGGAAGUGCCCUGCAAGGUGAACGUUUCAACCACGCUCAGAACAAACACAACUCUCGGUUCCUAAAUGCCAACAGCAUCUCCGGACUCGGCAAUGCGCGCACAUUGUCAGCCGUAGCCCAAACGCUAAUGGAUAAUGCUAUCAUAAGCACAUUGUCCAAAGAUGACAACAUUGGGGACGACGUGAAAGACAGCCUUAAAGCCAUAGUGAACAAGAUGAAAGAAACUCUAGAUAAUUUGAUAGAUAACUUUGAUGACACAAAUGACGGAAACGUAAUUGCUGGUGGAGAUGAUCGCAAUGAACUGAAUGACGUAGCUAAGGGUACUGAUGACAAAUACGAUGAUUCUCGGGAAAAACAAGACAACACUAUCGACAAUAGAAAUGAUACAAGUGAUGAUAGAAGUGAUGAUGUAAACGACCAUAGCGAUGACGCUGACACACUGAUUGACCAUCUGCAGGACAUAGUUGAAGAUGCGACUGACAAAUCAGAUGACUUCCAGGAACCGCUAAAUCGUGAUGCAGACGACACCCGUGAUGAUGUUGAUGACACCAUGAACGACAAUGUUAAUGAUGCUGUUGAAACGAUCACCGAUAUGCACGACAAUUUACAAGAUAAGAUCGACGGUAUCAUUGACAGUGUAAAAGAAACGUCCGAUGAUGACACAAGUGAUACUGUUGCAGACAUCCACGACGACGCAACUGACAGAGUAGAAGACGUUAUAGAUAAUAUAAAGGACAGAAUAGAUGAUGAACUGGAAAGGCGUGAGGAUUUACAGGAUCAGUCAUCUGGUAGUGAUUCUGACAGUAGUGCUCUUGUUGAGGCUGUAGGUGAUAUGAUUGAAAAUAUGGGUGAUGACAGAACAGAUGUCGUGGAUAAUGUUAAUGAUGUUGUUGAAGAUAUAGUUGAUGACAUUGCAGAUAACAGAGAUGAUUCAACGCGGGAUGUGACGGAGAGGAUUGAAGAUCACGUGGACAAUAUAAAAGAUAAAAUAGAAGAGAAAAUGGACGCCAUUUCUGAUUCUGUUUCUAGUAUAACAGACAGCACAGAAGACAUAGUCGAAGACAUCGUUGAUAAAAUAGAAGACAGAAUCGAUGAUUCAAAUAAUUCUAAUGAUGUUGUUGAAGAUAUAGUUGAUAGAAUUGCAGAUAACAGAGAUGAUACAACACAGGAUGUGACGGAGAGGAUUGAAGAUCACGUGGACAAAAUAAAAGAUAAAGUAGAAAACAGAAUGGACGCCAUUUCCGAUUCUGUUUCUAGUAUAACAGACGACAAAGGCGACAUUGUUGAAGAUAUCGUUGACAGAAUAGAGGACAGAAUCGAUGAUUCAAAUAAUUCUAAUGACGUUAUUGAAGAUAUAGUUGAUAACAUUGCAGAUAACAGAGAUGAUACAACACAGGAUGUGACGGACAGGAUUGAAGAUCACGUGGACAAAAUAAAAGAUAAAGUAGAAAACAGAAUGGACGCCAUUUCCGAUUCUGUUUCUAGUAUAACAGACGACAAAGGCGACAUUGUUGAAGAUAUCGUUGACAGAAUAGAGGACAGAAUCGAUGAUUCAAAUAAUUCUAAUGACGUUAUUGAAGAUAUAGUUGAUAACAUUGCAGAUAACAGAGAUGAUACAACACAGGAUGUGACGGACAGGAUUGAAGAUCACGUGGACAAUAUAAAAGAUAAAGUAGAAGACAGAAUGGACGCCAUUUCUGGUUCUGUUUCUAGUAUAACAGGCGACAUUGUUGAAGACAUCGUUGAUAAAAUAGAAGACAGAAUCGAUGAUUCAAAUAAUUCUAAUGAUGUUGUUGAAGAUAUAUUUGAUAGAAUUGCAGAUAACAGAGAUGGUACAACACAGGACGUAACAGAGAGAAUAGAAGAUAACGUGGACAAAAUAAAAGAUAAAAUAGAAGACAGAAUAGAUGCCAGUUCUGAUUCUGUGUCUGGUGUAGCAGACGGCACAGAAGACAUUGUUGAAGACAUCGUUGACAAAAUAAAGGACAGAAUCGAAGAUUCAAAUAAUCCAUCCAUUGAAGGAAUUUCUGAUAGAUUGGACGGUGUAGCUGAUGUCCUAGAAGAAAGAAUUAACGACCGGAGCUCGAGUGUUGAUGAUGUUAGAGAUGUGGUAUCUGAUGUACUCGAUGAUGUGACUACAGAUUCUGUCCAGGACAAAGUGAGAGAUACCAUAGAUGGCGUUUUAGACGAUGCUUCUAAUGCUAGAGAAAAUCUACAGGAGACAGUUUCGGACAUGUUAAGUUCACAUACUGAUGCUGUUGCUGAUGCCAGGGACAGACUAUCAGAUACUCUUUCAGAUGCGGUUGAUUCUUACAGAGAACGUGUAGACAAUGCAAAGGACUCCGAUGAUGCUUCUGACGUAACAGAUAAAGCUGCUGAUAUUGUAUCUGACGCAGUAGAUGCAACUGCUGAUGUUGUUUCUGGAAUAAGAGAUAAAAUUGCUGAUGCUGUUUCUGACAUAAAGGACACAGUUGCAGAUGUUGUCUCUGAUGCAAUAGAUAAAAGAACCGAUGUUAUUUCUGACGUAAUAGAUAACACCGCUGACGUUAUUUCCGACCUAAAAGAUACAGCUGCAGAUGUUGUUUCUGACGUAAUAGAUACAAGAGUCGAUGUUGUUUCUGGAAUAAGAGAUAAAAUUGCUGAUGCUGUUUCUGACAUAAAGGACACAGCUGCUGAUGAUGACUCUGACGCAAUAGAUAAAGGAACCGAUGUUGUUUCUGACGUAAUAGAUAACACCGCUGAUGUUGUUUCUGACAUAAAGGACACAGUUGCAGAUGUUGUCUCUGAUGCAAUAGAUAAAAGAACCGAUGCUGUUUUUGACGUAAUAGAUAACACCGCUGACGUUAUUUCCGACCUAAAAGAUACAGCUGCAGAUGUUGUUUCUGACGUAAUAGAUACAAGAGCCGAUGUUGUUUCUGACGCAAUAGACAACACUGCUGACGUACUAUCUGAUGUAAAAGAUACAACCGCCGAUAUUGUUUCUGACGCAAUAGAUAACACUGCUGACGUUGUUUCUGAUAUAAAAGAUACAACCGCCGAUGUUGUUUCUGACGCAUUAGAUAACACUGCUGACGUUGCGUCUGAUGCUGUAGACAGAACUACCGAUGUUAUGUCUGAUGUUGUUGAUACGGCAGCAGACGCCAGAUCGACCGUUCUUGACACGUUAUCUGAUGCAGUCGACACUGCAAGCGGUGUGUCCAUUACGGCGGAUGAUGGUCUACUGGAAACGAGCGAUACCAUCGCCGAAGCCAUGGAUGCAGCUAGCGAUACAGCAUCUUCUGUGAUAGACAACGCAGCUGAUGCUGCCGGGACAGUUGUUGACACUGUUGCUGAUGCCAGGGACACAGUGGUAGAUACGGUAUCAAAUGUUAUGGACAAGGCUCAAGACAUUUGGACGUAGUGUUCUUAAUGAACUAGAGAGCAGUCAUUAUGUCUUUCAUUAACUGCUAAGAUUCGGUGACUCAGAACGUCUAUAGAUAGAUAGAAAUAGCAAGCAAAUAGCUACUGUUUGCAAGAGAAGUGGUAAUGGUCUGUUAUUCAUCCAUUCGCUAAGAGGUAAUUUAUUCUUUUCGAUAUAUUUGAAAACAUGCAGCUGUUAAAAAAAUAAAAAUAAAAGAAGAUAAAUGAAAAAUAAACAGUAUAGUUAUAUAGUAGAGCUUAACUGGAAAUCAGCAAGAAGGUUCUUUUAAUGAAUAGAUUUUACACGAGUUAAAUUAAUAUAACAGUUACAUCAGUGUAUUAUAACGGGUUGCAUGUAGUCAUUUCUACAUGUUUAGUACAUUCGAUAUUAAUUUAUUGUCGAUGCAAUAUUCUGUACAUCAUAAAAACGAUGAUUUCCGUAUAAUUUGUAGCUAUAAGUUAUUGCUAUUCAAGAAGCAGCACGUCAUAAUUAUGUUUUAUGGCGUCACAAUAAUGUUUACAAUUAAUGAAACCGAAAGUAAAAGACAGUAUUCAAGCACGCUGUUUUUGGCACCCACCAUAGCUAUCUGUGAUGUCUGUACAGGACAGGGGUUAACGUUUAGGACGUCACUAUGGGUUGGGCCGGUAUCGAGUUACGUUUAAGACGUCACUAUGGGUUGGGCCGGUAUCGAGUUACGUUUAGGACGUCACUAUGGGUUGGGCCAGUAUCGAGUUACGUUUAGGACGUCACUAUGGGUUGGGCCAGUAUCGAGUUACGUUUAGGACGUCACUAUGGGUUGGGCCAGUAUCGAGUUACGUUUAAGACGUCACUAUGGGUUGGGCCAGUAUCGAGUUACGAACUACUACUUAACAGUUUUUAAAACCGAUGGUUUAAUUCAUCAUGGCCGAUUGAACUAUUUAGAAUCUUAAUACAAACUAGAGAUUAAAAACCUUACUAACAAUGAAGUCAAAUUCCAUCUGAAUAUAUUAUUUUGUAUUCACUAAUACCACUAGACUACAUGUUUGCUCAAACAUUGCGAUCUCACAACAGGCUCAUGCCAUUCUAUUUAGCAGUGUACAUUAUGUUUGGUUAUUUGGUUUAUUACUGACUUUUUGGAGAUUCAUAUAAGUGAAUGGAUGAUAUAGCUUUGGCGUCUCCGAGUCAUCAUAUUGCAGCAGCCAAUCGGGUGUCCUUAAUUGCUAUCCCACUUACGUGGAAGAUGAGUGUGUGAUACCAAAAAUAUGACACAAUGUUCUCUUCAACGGAUAUGUAAGAAAUUAACUUGUCUUUUCUUUUUCUUUUCAUUACCCCCCCCCCCCCCCCCCCCCCCCCCAUAUUUGUAAUAGUGCGCUAUAACCGUUUCAUUGUAUGAUAUGUGUGAUUUUGACUGAAAAUUUCAUUCGGUAAUAACAUUAUGUUACCAAGCUAUAUUAUAUUUAAGUGAAGGUAAUCAAGAGUUCACGAUAAACAGGCGUCAGUUAAACAUGCACAUUUCCUGUCAUGCACAGAACUCUGUGGCGAAGUCAGCGGUUGUGUCCACGACAGGCGUAUACUUGAACAGUUCUCUGGUGGAAGAUUGUCAAAAGUUACCCACACGCACAGGCAUCUUCAACGCCUAUGUACAGUACCCGAACUCCAUUACCGGAAUUCCAGUACCGAACAUGAGCAUACAUUAACUAAGCUGCAGCUUAGGGCCACACAAUAUGAAGAACCUCUUAAAAAUUGUAAUAUUUUUAAUAUUAAGUAUUUCUAUAUUUAACGCCUCUUCCUCUUUAUAUUAUAAUUAUGCAAAUGUAAAGCUUACAGUUUCGUGUUCACAGUUUAAUAUUUCCGCAGCGAAAGUAAUAAAUCUAUUUCGGAGUAUGUGUGGUCGUUUAAACUUCAGAUAGCUUAAGACAACAUGAUGCAAAUUGUCUGUGUUAAAGUGUGUACAAAGUAAUAAAGAGAACAUUUGGUUUAAACUUCUUACUUUUGUGAAUAAAUAAUUGCGUGAUGAAAAAUUCGAAUUUCGGGCAAAUAACUUUUAAUUAAAGCCCACAUUAUCGGGCACAUUUUAAAAUAUUUAGUCGUUUAUGUGAUAUCCACUUUUAUUUUCUUCCGUUGCUGCGACAUUCUUCGAGUUUUGUUGCCUACUAAUUGCAUUCUAAGUCACGAGUACCAAUGUUUUCGCCAUAUCGACGUUUUGAUGAUACGUCGCGUGUAGCCGAUUUCGUUGGAAAUGUGACAAAACUUAAUGUUGACUCAAGGG
Messenger RNA from Gigantopelta aegis, 6186 nucleotides. RefSeq names its product GRIP and coiled-coil domain-containing protein PFC0235w-like. The transcript is spliced from 4 exons. Gene Ontology annotation, molecular function: lipid binding. The coding region runs from base 345 to 3938 and encodes 1197 amino acids. NCBI's taxonomy places the organism in Eukaryota, Metazoa, Mollusca, Gastropoda, Neomphalida, Peltospiridae. Gene Ontology annotation, cellular component: extracellular region. The record is from RefSeq and is a predicted model, not a curated record. Gene Ontology annotation, biological process: lipid transport; lipoprotein metabolic process.